AUGGCAAUGAAGUACUUCUUGUUUUUGGCUGCUGCUACUGCUGGCUUCGGACCUGUUUUGGCCCGAAAAGUAAAACCAGAAAAACUAUACAACAAAAUUGUCACUGAAUUGCCAGCUAUACAAGAAGAAAUUGUUAAUCUUCACAACACCCUCAGGAGAGGAGUAGUUCCAUCAGCCAGCAACAUGCUGAAGAUGAGUUGGAGCAAAGAGGCUGAACAAAAUGCCAGAAUCUUUUCAAGGUAUUGUGAUAUGUCAGAGAGCAACCCACUUGAGAGGAGGCUUAACAAUACCUUUUGUGGAGAAAAUAUGCAUUUAACAUCUUAUCCUUUCGCAUGGACACAUAUAAUUGGAAUCUGGUACAAUGAGUCUAAAUAUUUCAAAUAUGGGGAAUGGACAUCAACAGAUGACAACAUAACAACUGACCAUUACACUCAGGUUGUUUGGGCUACUUCUUACCUCAUUGGCUGUGCUGUUGCAUCAUGCCGUGAAAAAAGUUUGCCUCGAUAUCUAUAUGUUUGUCAUUAUUGUCAUGAGGGAAAUGAAUAUUACACAAAAAAUCUACCUUAUAAGACAGGCGCCCCAUGUGAAGAAUGUCCAAAUAACUGUGAAGAUAAACUUUGUACUAACCCCUGUGUCUACUAUGAUGAACUCAUCAAUUGUACACAGCAGGCCGGAUAUCUUGGAUGCAAACACCCAUCAGUUAAACUGCUCUGCAAAGCUACUUGUCUGUGUGACACUGAAAUAAAAUAA
This is a messenger RNA of Galeopterus variegatus (Sunda flying lemur), 750 nucleotides long. It is a transcript of the gene CRISP1, whose product is annotated as cysteine-rich secretory protein 1. Lineage: Eukaryota; Metazoa; Chordata; Mammalia; Dermoptera; Cynocephalidae. The coding region runs from base 1 to 750 and encodes 249 amino acids. The record is from RefSeq and is a predicted model, not a curated record. Gene Ontology annotation, cellular component: extracellular region. Gene Ontology annotation, biological process: binding of sperm to zona pellucida. The transcript has 7 exons.